AGUCGCCACAAUAACUUGGAGAAGGGCUAGUGCUAACUCCACAUUCUCACAAUCACAGCGGCUUCGGUGCUCAUGGUCAAACUUUGAGCAGAGUGACUGAGCCACGGGCUGCACCUUUCCCUCAGUGCCGGGAUGACCCCGCUUCUCCUGCUAAGCUGCCUGCUCCAGGUACUGGCCGUGCCCAGCGCUGCCGCCUUCCACCAUCCGUUCACAGCGGCUGCGCUGCAGCCCCGGUCCCCGGAGCCGGCGGCGGGACAGUCAGCCAGCAGCCGCCGGAAUUGGUGCCCAUACACUGUAUCCAAGAUUGUGUCAUGCCAAGUGCAGAAUGGAUCACAGACUCUGGUGCAGCGUGUUUACCAGAGCUGUCAUUGGCCUGCACACUGCUCCAGUUUGGUGAGUUACAGGACUAUCAUCAGACCCACCUACAAGCUGGCAUACAAGAAUGUUACUGCUUUGGAAUGGAGAUGUUGUCCUGGAUUCAUGGGAAGCAGCUGUCAGGAAGAAUGUAUGAACUGCACCAAGUUUGCUGAGCUACAGGAGAGAUUAAAUACUCUGGAGAAUAAGAUGUUAGAGCUGCAUCUUACAGAUACUGUUGGAGUGCCAUCUGCAGCCAAUGAGACAUCAGAUGCUGCUGUGCCAUGGGAGAACCACAUGUUCAUACAAAGGGGACCACCAGGUCUGAGAGGAGCACCUGGACAAAAAGGAGAGCCAGGAGAGCGAGGACCACCUGGUUCCCAGGGACUACCUGGCCUUCCUGGACCUGUUGGUCCCCCUGGGAAGAUGGGGGAAGUGGGUGAGGCAGGGACACCUGGACGAACAGGUGCGAUGGGACCUCGAGGACCCCCAGGUCCAAGGGGAUUCCCAGGAGAGACGGGACUGCCUGGCCCACCCGGUAUCCCAAGCUUCACUCAAGAUGUCCAACAUAGCUUGGGUUAUCCAGAAAGUGAACCCACCGAAAUACCAAUUUCUGCCGCCAAGACUAAAACUUUCCUGAGAGGCCUCCCUGGUUUCCCAGGGAAACCUGGCCCACCUGGAAUACCAGGGCUUCCUGGAUCUCCUGGAGCUUCUGGACCAAAAGGCAGCCAAGGCCUGCCUGGUCCGAAAGGAGAUGCAGGUGACAGAGGUGAACCAGGCUUGCGUGGUGAGAGUGGCUACAGAGGUUUACCAGGCGAACCAGGACAGAAAGGAGAAUGCUGUGACAAAGAAUCAGAGGGAGAAGCAGUUGAGCAGCUUCGGGAGGCUUUGAAGAUAAUAGCUGAACGAGUUUUAAUUUUGGAACACAUGAUCAAAAUCCACGAUGGUUCUGCAGCACUGGAGUCUGGGUCGGGUUUUGAAACACUACCUCCAAAUCUUAAGAUCAAGAGGGAAGGACAGCUGCAUCAUACACUCUCUGCACUGCUGGCUGGCAAGGAACGCAAACACAAAUAGAGGCAGCCAGCAAUGGAAGGAAAGGCCUGGCAAACACAGGCUGAAGAAACCACGACAAAUGAUGCUAAUCAGAUCAUGAAAAGUGCAGCAUUGGUUGGCCUAGACUGGCUUGACACAUCAUCCCCACCACAUCCGGUUUGACACAACCCCUCCCAUCCCAGAGACCCAGUUUGACACCCCAAUCCUCCACCAUCCCCCAGGGACCCACUUUGACAGAUUUAAAGGAGGCAGUGGCCUAGUGGCAUUAUCUCCAGACUGUUAAUCUAGAGACCCAAGUCAUAUUCUGGCGGCCGAGGUUUGAAUCCUGCCAUAGCAAAUGGUGGAUUUGAAUUCAUUUAAAAGAAAGUAUGGAAUUAAGAGUCCAAUGAGUACUGUGAAUCCAUUGUUGAUUGUUGGAAAAACCCAUUUGGUUCACUCAUGUCCUUUAGGGAAGGAAACUGCCAUCAUUCCCUGGUCCGGCCUAUAUGUGACUCCAGAUCCACAGCAAUGUGGUUGACUCUUCUUAACUGCCUCUGGGCAAUAAAGUAUGGGCAAUAAAUGCUGACCUAGCCAGCAACACUCUCAUCUCAUGAAUAAAUGAAAAGCAUUAAAUAAAAAUUCCCCCACUCCACCCCUCAGUUACCCAGUUUGACACUCCCAACCCCCUCCAAAGACCUGGUUUUUCAUGGAAUCAUGAAAGUUAAUACAGAGCAGAUGCCAAAACUCUACAACAGAAACAGGGAAUGCUUCAAUUCCCAGUUGAUGACCUAUGGAGGGUGCAGAGAAUAUACAUUUCAUCAAACAUUUCAAUCUUAAUCAUCCCUGUGCAUUAAAAUAUCUGCAAACAGACUGUAAUGCCUGAUUUGCUACUUAGUCCUAACUGCUCUAUUUAACUCCUAACAUCUUUUAUCAAACAAAAGGUCUUCUAGAAUCCCAACCUUUAAAUAAUCUGGUUUCAGGAAGAGGGUAAGAGUUGUAAGAUGGCAGCAAUUUUCUAUGGACAAAUAAUGCUGCAAGUUGGCAAUCUUCAGUGCAACAUCUCCUGUAUUGAGGGCAAGCGCCGAUCAGAUCAUUUUAACUUCCUUUAGUUUGUAAUUAAACAUGUUUAGAUGAUGAGGCCGGACUGAUGGAGAUCAGAAAAACCCUGACCAUUGUUUUUGCAAUUGUCUUCGCAUUUCACUUAAAUACCAAAGCAAAGCCUUAAAUGUCUGCUGAGAGAAUUUUUAUCCUCUGUUUGGCUGGUGGAGGAGUUCAUGUAGAAUCAUAGAAUCCCUACACCAUGGAAGGAGGCCAUUUAACCCAUCAAUCCCACAUCGAUUCUCCAAAGAGCAACCCACCCACAGGCAUUCAUUUCCCACAGAUAAUCUACCUAGCCUGAACAUUGCUGGACACUAUGGGCAAUUUUGCAUGGCCAAUCCACCUAGCCUACACAUCAUCAGACUAUGGGAGGAAACCCACAGAGAAUGGGGAGAAUAUGCAAACUCCACACAGUCACAAAAGGUGGGAAUAGAACCUGGGUCCCUGGUGCUGUGAGGUAGCAGUGCUAAUCACCAUGCCACCCAACAUGAUGCAGUUGAUUAGCCGUGUAAAUGUGAGGUUUGGCUAUAGCAUGAGGUUUUGGGUGGCACGGUAGCUCAGUGGUUAGCACUGCAGCCUCACAGUGCCAGAGACCUGGAUUCCCGCCUCGAGCGACAGUCUGAGUGGAGUUUGCACAUUCUCCCUGUGUCUGCGUGGGUUUCCCCCAGGGGCUCUGGUUUCCUCCCGCAGUCCAAAGAUGUGCAGGUUAGGUGGAUUGGCCAAGCUAAAUUGC
Messenger RNA from Stegostoma tigrinum, 3217 nucleotides. It is a transcript of the gene col26a1, whose product is annotated as collagen alpha-1(XXVI) chain. The transcript is spliced from 15 exons. Gene Ontology annotation, molecular function: protein binding. Bases 133 to 1428 code for a protein of 431 amino acids. Lineage: Eukaryota; Metazoa; Chordata; Chondrichthyes; Orectolobiformes; Stegostomatidae. The record is from RefSeq and is a predicted model, not a curated record.